This is a messenger RNA of Phycodurus eques (leafy seadragon), 2265 nucleotides long. RefSeq names its product basic immunoglobulin-like variable motif-containing protein. Gene Ontology annotation, molecular function: single-stranded DNA binding; DNA endonuclease activity. Gene Ontology annotation, biological process: nucleotide-excision repair. NCBI's taxonomy places the organism in Eukaryota, Metazoa, Chordata, Actinopteri, Syngnathiformes, Syngnathidae. Bases 19 to 1707 code for a protein of 562 amino acids. The transcript has 9 exons. The record is from RefSeq and is a predicted model, not a curated record. Gene Ontology annotation, cellular component: nucleus.
CGUUUCUAGCGUUAAUUGAUGUCCAAGCAAGCUAAUGUUGCUAAUGUGUUAUCACUACCGCUCUCAUUUAACAUUUUUACACUGAAUAAUAAUAAUAAUAAUAACCUCACACGAGUCCGUUUUAUAACGAAAAUAACGGAACAUUCAGCCUGGAGCCAUCUCCGGCACUUCAGGUUAAGUGAUUCGUCCAUGCUAAACACGUCAGAAGGUCCAGUUGGUUCGCCGGAAGCGUCAAAUAUGCAAAGGCAGACCGUCGGGAGGGCGGGAGAGGACCGCCGUCUCAUCGGUUCCCUGGCCCACGACGCCUCCGCCGCCGUAACCCGGCGAGCGUCCAGCGGCGAGCUCCAGCUGCCCCGCGCCUUCCCGGUCACGCACUCCCGGGAGAAGUUCUACACCGUGUGCUCCGAUUUCGCGCUGCUCAACCGGGCGGUGAGAAAGCAGGACGACGGCGACAAAUCCGCCCGAGACUUCCGGCCCGGUCAGUCGGCGGGAGCCUGCGUGGUUUCCGACGGCGACUGCGAUAUGGACGACCUGACGGUCGGCGGGGACGGCAAGACCACCCUGGCGUGGGAGAUCGACACCACCGAUUUCAAGGCGGUGCUCACUCGCAAAAUUAGGACAGGCUGCGUGAAGAAGUGCGGCAGCAAGAAGAUGAAGCCGGACCGAGCCAGCAGGAACCUUCAGGACGUCCCGCCUCGCCCUUCGCUGGAGGACAUCCAACAGAGGAAAGUUCUCGACCUCCGGCGAUGGUACUGCAUCAGCCGGCCGCAGUACAAGACGUCGUGCGGGAUCUCGUCGCUGGUGUCCUGCUGGAACUUCCUGUACAGCACCCUGGGCGCAGGAAGUCUGCCGCCCGUCUCCCAGGAGGAGACGCUGCACAUCCUGGGCUACCGGCCACCCUUUGACGACAUCAAGUUCGGGCCCUUCACGGGCAACGCCACCCUCAUGCGAAAUCUAGCUACAGCUAGGAGGUCACUAGUUCCAGUUAGUCCUGUUGCGUCUCGUUCUGGCGCUAGUCGUGGUCUUCCUCGCCCUCUCCCGAGAUGGUUCCGGCAAAUCAACGACCACUUCCGCGUGCGAGGCUGCUCGUACAUCCUGUACAAGCCGCACGGGAAACACAAGACGGCGGGAGAGACGGCGGAGGGAGCCUUGGGCAAGCUGACGCUGGGCCUGAGGGACGAGUCCAUGGCCUACGUCUACCACUGCCAGAACCACUACUGCUGCCCCCUCGGUUUCGAGGCCACGCCCCUCAAAGCGGCCAAGGCGUACAGGGGUCCUCUGCCCGCCAGCGAGAUGGAACACUGGAUCCUGAUCGGAGAACCCAGCAGGAAGCACGCAGCCAUCCACUGUAAAAAGUGGACGGACAUCGUCGCCGACCUCAACACGCAGAAUCCGGAAUACCUGGACAUCCGCCACAUAGAGAAGGGCAUCCAGAGGCGCACCACUAAAAAAGUGGGUGGCAACCUGCACUGCAUCAUGGCCUUUCAGCGGGUCAACUGGCAAAAGCUGGGCCCCUGGGCCCUCAACCUGGAGAACCUGCGUCACGCCGGCUGUGAGGCGCAGGAGACCAAGCGCCUCGCCCAGCUGGAACGUUCGCACAGCACGGGCAGCCAGAAGGACGCCCCCUGGAGGCACCUGUCCAACACUGCAGACAACCGACAGAAGAGCUCGCCCGACAGUGACAUCGACGAGGACGACUCCGACUGAACACAACGUUACCAAACAACGUGAGAGUGAACGAACUGAUCGCGGGACGACGAAAUAGCGUGGGGACUGUUUCCUCUGGCGGAUUAAUACACAUUUCGGAACUUCAUAAAGCUCAUCAAUACAUUAAUGGUAUACACAUUACAUACACAUUAUUACACUUACUGCUGUUCCAUGCUGAUGCAUUGUGAUGUUUAUUGUACAAAACACGGCUUUCAUGUUACCUUUUUUCAUCUUUUGUUUUUGUAGCUCAAAAGAGGUAUUAAAUUUUACAAUAUUUACAUCCAUGUUCAGUUCUCAUUUAUUUCCAUGAUAAAAAAAAAAUGAUUUUGAUGAAAGCUUCAUUUUUAGUGUCACGCUUCCGCCGUCGGGCGACGUCCUUGUAAGUGCCGCCUCAGCUCGCCGAUUUGAUCUGGACGAACGCGGCAGCAACCCCCUGACGAGAGAAGUGUUUCAAAGUCUUGCAUUGUCAAUUCUCAACCAGCAGAUGGUGCUGUGGUGCAAAUUUAAAAAAAAAACAGUUUUCUUACGUAGUGAUUUGAUGGUGCAUUUAGCGUUUAA